AAAAUUUUCAACACUAUGAGUGACGGCCGAAAACGAUUAAGUGGAGCGCAAUACAACACGCUUGCUGAGGAAAAGCGGAGAAAACUUCAUGCAGUUUUAGACAAAACAAAAAAAUUAAACAACUAUUUUUUAAUUAAACCUACAACUACAACUUCCAAAGCGCAAACACAUGAUUCGGAUUCGGAAUCGGAGACUGUUACUGCUGUGUCUGCUGUACCUAUACCACCAGAUAAUGCGGAAGCGAUGGACACGGAGCCAAGUGAGAGGUCAGAAUCUAAAAUAGAAGCAUCUGCAUGUGCAUCAGCUUCAGUAAAUCCACAAUGUUUACAAGCAGUUAUCAGUAACGACCCUGCCGAAUGGAAGGCCAACGAUGCUACUAUCGAUUAUUUGUUGUCCUUACCAAAUGAAAUAUGCCAAAAUACAGAUGAGGAUUUUUCACUAACAAAAACUGUUAUUGGCAAUAAGACACGGUAUCUUACUAAGAACGUUUUCCGUCGGAAACUUGCCAAUGAGGAAGAACAACCUCGUAGAUACUUAAUAUAUUCACCAUCAAAGAAAUCCCUGUUUUGCAUUCCAUGUCGUCUUUUCGGAGGAACCUCAAAAAUGGCCACUGAUGGCGUAAAUGAUUGGAGUAAUGAAAAUAAAAUUUUGAAUUUACAUGAAAACUCCCACGAACACGCCAAAUCCCAAGUAACCUUAUUGCGGCGUCAACAAAAGCAAAACCAAAUUGAUUCAUUGCUGUGUCAGCAAAUAAGACUCGAAGAAGAUUACUGGCGAAAAGUGUUAAAGCGGGUGGUUGCAGUGACUAAAAAUUGGCUUCCAGAGGUUUACCGUUUAGAGGAACAGUUGAAAAAUUCGGCAAUCCAAACAACGGAAACUUCAUGAUGUGUCUGGAGCU
Diabrotica virgifera virgifera (western corn rootworm) is the source of this 898-nucleotide messenger RNA. Its product is annotated as zinc finger MYM-type protein 5-like. Lineage: Eukaryota; Metazoa; Arthropoda; Insecta; Coleoptera; Chrysomelidae. The coding region runs from base 16 to 885 and encodes 289 amino acids. The record is from RefSeq and is a predicted model, not a curated record. The transcript is spliced from 2 exons.